UGUAUCAUAAUUGAGAAUUCAGAACCACCAUUUCCCUUUGUUCUUCUUCUCCGAUCCAAAAAAUGCAGUUUGAUUCCGAUUCAGAUUCCGACGGUUCUCACAUUUCCUCAACUCCACCAAGACAACAACCAAAUUCACCACCACCACCAAAACCACCUCUUCCAGUUUCAAACAAAAAAUCCAAAACCAAAACCAAAACCUCAAAAUCCAAUAAACCCCUUUCUAAACCCCCCGAAAUUCUUCCCGAACAAGAAUCUUUCCCCUUCCCUUCCAUCCCCUCACUUCCUUUCAACAUCCGACAACGAACGUCUGACGCUCCUUCAACUUCAUCUUCUCACUCUAUCGAAACCCUCCCUGCCGGAUUCUUCUCCAAAUCAAUUUCAUUCUCCAAAAUUCGUAAACCCUUACUCAACCUAGAAACAUCCGAAGCCGAACCGGUUGUUGAUUCUGCAAAAACUGUAGCGAAAUCUGUGAAGAAACAUCCGAAUUUGAUAGGUGCUAGUGUGGUAACGCCGAUAGUGAAGGCACUAAAAGGCGCUGGAGAAGGAAAUUUUGUGAAAUUGAAUCUCAAUGGUAAGAGGAAAAAGUUUUUGAAUAAAGGAUGGAAGAAAAAUGGAAAAUUUGGUAGUGGUAAAAGGUAUUUUAGAAAUAGUAAUGGUAGUAAUAGUGGUAGAAGUAGUAGAAGUAAACGUAUAAAAUCGGAAUACAAAGAAGACGAUGAUGAUGAUGAGGGGGAUGGUAUGGGUGUUGAGAAUGCAAAGCAACAGGAAAAGAAGAAUGGUUGGGAAAAUGAAUGCGAAGUGUUGGAGGAGGCUGUGUUAGCAGCAAGAGAUGAUGCUUCUGAUGAGAAUUUGGUGAAGUUGUUGAAAUUGAUUCAUGGUUUUGAUUCUUUUCGAGAGGGGCAGCUUGAGGCGAUUAAGAAUGUGCUUGCUGGGAAAUCGACGAUGCUUAUUUUGCCGACUGGUGCUGGGAAAUCGUUGUGUUAUCAAUUGAGUGCGUUGAUUUUGCCUGGGAUUACGCUUGUUGUUAGUCCUUUGGUAGCUUUGAUGAUUGAUCAGCUUCGACAAUUGCCUCCGCUCAUUUCGGGCGCUCUUCUAAGCAGUGCUCAGACAUUUGAAGAAUCCUCUGAAACGCUUAACCAGCUUCGUCAAGGCACAAUAAAGGUGCUUUUUGUUUCACCAGAGCGAUUCUUGAAUGAAGAAUUUCUGUCUGUUAUCUCUGGUGGGUUAGCCGUCUCACUUGUUGUUAUUGAUGAAGCACAUUGUAUAUCUGAAUGGUCUCACAAUUUCCGACCUUCAUUCAUGAGACUUAGAGCAUCACUGCUUCAUAAGAGUCUUAAUGUAGGUUCUAUCCUUGCAAUGACAGCAACUGCCACAACCACGACUUUAGAUGCCAUUAUGUCUGCCCUGGAUAUUCCUCGCACAAAUCUUAUUCAGAAUGCACACUUAAGGGACAAUUUGUGUUUGUCUGUGUCUUUGAUAAAAAAUAGAAUGAAAGACCUACUGGUGCUUAUGAAGUCUUCUCCUUUUGCGGAAGUUAAAAGCAUCAUAGUAUACUGCAAAUUUCAGUCUGAAACUGAUCAAAUUAGCAGAUAUUUGAAUGAUAACAAUAUCAAGGCAAAGAGUUAUCAUAGUGGUAUUUCUGCAAAGGAACGUGGCUACGUACAGGAGUUGUUUGGUUCAAACAAGAUCAGAGUGGUUGUUGCAACUGUGGCAUUUGGCAUGGGACUAGAUAAAAGAGAUGUUGGAGCAGUAAUUCAUUACAGUUUACCUGGAAGUCUGGAAGAGUAUGUACAGGAGAUAGGACGUGCCGGAAGGGAUGGGAGGUUGUCCUAUUGUCACCUAUUUUAUGAUGAUGAGAUGUAUUUCAAACUUCGUAGUCUAAUGUACAGUGAAGGAAUAGAUGAAUAUGCAGUGAAUAAAUUUCUGUCUGAAGUGUUUCCUGCUGACAAAAGCUCCUGUGGGAAAAUAUGUUCGUUAAUCAAAGAACCUGCUUCACGCAGGUUUGAUAUGAAAGAAGAGGUGAUUCUCACAGUUUUGACACGCUUGGAGCUGGGUGACGUGCAGUACUUACAUUUACUUCCACAGACAAAUGCAACGUGUGUUCUGAAUUUUCAUAUGACUCCGGCUGUGUCCCUUGCCCAAAAGGUUUCUGCUAUUGCUGCAAUUCUGAAAAGAUCUGAAAAUAAGCACGGACAAUAUACUUUUGAUAUUCCAACUGUGGCAAAUGACAUGGGGGUCACACCAGUUGAAUUAACAAAUCAGUUGUAUGCCCUAAAGUUGAAGGGAGAAAUAACUUAUGAAAUGAAGGACAUGGCCUACUGUUAUAGGAUUCUUGAAGCCCCAGCAGACUUUUUUUCUCUAUCAGCAGAUAUUACACGAUGGUUAUCGGAAGUUGAAUGUUGUAAGGUACGAAAAAUGGAUGCAAUGUUUAAUGCUGCAUAUUUUGCAGUAAAUCUAUGUGAUAAGAUGAGUGGUUGCAGUAGUUCUGAUCACACUUCAUGCUUGCAAAGGAUAAUAUUGGAUUACUUUGCUGGAGUUGAUAAUGCUGAUUUCUGCAAGAAAAUUGAUCAAAGCAGCCGUUUCCUGCGGGCAGAUAUAAAGGUUUUUCUACAGAGCAAUUCACAUGCUCGCUUUACACCAAGAGCUGUUGCGAGGGUAAUGCAUGGAAUUGCAAGCCCAGCCUACCCUUAUACAAUAUGGGGUAAAACCCAUUUCUGGGGAAGGUAUACCAAGAUAGACUUUAACGUUGUGAUGGAAGCAGCUAAGGAAGAACUUAAAACAUUUAUUGGAAAAGAUUACUCUAGCAAUUUAUGAUCGAUUUUCCCAUCUACCAAAUUUGCACCGAGUCCCUUACCGGUAAAGACAUCUGUGCAUUGAUUGAAGGCAGGGCGGGGGUUGCUCAAUUUUGUGACCUGCUGUUGUUUCACGCCAUGUUAUUCACUGUCAAAAUUGUGCCGCAAGUACCUGUCUGUUACUCCAGGUUGAGACAACCAAAAUGAAAAUUCAAUGCUCUGCUUCAUUAUAUGUGCGAUCUAGAUGGAAGGAAUCAAGGAUUUACAAUCUUUAUGUCUUAUAUUUUUGUUGUUAUCUCCUUGUUGUAGAAAGUAAUCCUCCAGGUCAAAAGGAAAAGGUUGAUGAACUCAACUUUAUGUUUUUCCUCUCUUUUAUUUUUCCCCAUAUACAAUAAAGAAUGACGCUACUUAUUAACAAAGCUCAAAUGUAUAGUGCAUGAAGAUUUUUUCCAUGUACAAAACAGUUAGUAUAAGGUGCAUGAUUAAAGUAUAAAUUUUACUUGUGUUGAAA
Messenger RNA from Medicago truncatula (barrel medic), 3305 nucleotides. RefSeq names its product ATP-dependent DNA helicase Q-like 5. Gene Ontology annotation, molecular function: four-way junction helicase activity; 3'-5' DNA helicase activity; nucleic acid binding. Bases 63 to 2816 code for a protein of 917 amino acids. The record is from RefSeq and is a predicted model, not a curated record. The transcript is spliced from 19 exons. NCBI's taxonomy places the organism in Eukaryota, Viridiplantae, Streptophyta, Magnoliopsida, Fabales, Fabaceae. Gene Ontology annotation, cellular component: cytoplasm; nucleus; chromosome. Gene Ontology annotation, biological process: double-strand break repair via homologous recombination.